AUGCGCGUAAUCGUUUUUGGUGCUUCUGGUGUGCAGGGAGCCGCUCAGGUUGCCGCUUUGGUACGAACUGGUCACCAUCCUGUAGCAGUCAGUCGCAAUCCCAAGGAAAUCAAGAUAGGAGGGAAACCCGUCGAGACCUUUGCGCUUGAUUUCUCCAACACUGAAGGGAUACGGGAAGUUUUAGCUGGUGGCGAGAUUGUCUUCCUCAAUCUUCCAUCAACUUCAUUUCAGAACUCCGAGCCUGUCAUUGCUGCUGCGAAGUCAAUAGGAGAGGCAGCGGCCGAGAGCAAAAAUGUUCGACUGCUUAUCUUCAACACUAGCAUGCCGGUCCCGGAUGAGACAAAGAACAUAGAAGCGCAGGAUGACAGGCGAGAGAUGCGCCGGCUGCUUAGAGCUACUGGUCUGCCUGUCAUCUCGAUCCAACCUGUUGUAUUCCUGGAUAACCUUCUCGAGGGUUGGGCAAGGCCGGCCCUCGUUGACCGUGAUACUGUUAUGUAUUGCCAUCAGGAAACUCUUGAUGUCUCAUGGAUCUGCCACGACGAUAUUGCAAAAUUCAUGAUAGCCGCUAUGCAGAGGCCAGAUCUUGCUGGUCGGAACUUUGCCGUCGCGGGGCCCGAGACAGUUCGCCUACCACAGCUAACAGAGAAGUUGUCCCGUGCAUGGAAUCGGCCACUGAAGUACGAAAGCCAGAGUGUGGAUGACUUCUGCGACAAGAUCAGCCAGUCAAUGAAGGCGCGAUCGAGUCUGGACCUGGAUAGCGUCAUCAACCAGAUGCGCCGCGCCUACACUUAUUAUCGCGAAAGCAACGAGUUCAGUCCCGACUUGACCGAGGCGCUGAAGGAAUUACCCGUAAACCUAACGCCUAUCGAAGAAUGGGCAAAGGCACACCCGCUGCCUGGUCGUGCACAGUAA
Molecule: messenger RNA, 912 nt
Organism: Neoarthrinium moseri
Lineage: Eukaryota; Fungi; Ascomycota; Sordariomycetes; Amphisphaeriales; Apiosporaceae
Exons: 2
Coding region: 1-912 (303 amino acids)
Source: RefSeq, a predicted model, not a curated record